ACACCUAAACGUUCCUAGUCAUGUGACAAUGUAACUAACAACUAGCCCUCUAUUUAGACUGAUUAGUAAAUAGUGAAUAAUAAUAGAGAGCACAGGACAGUGGAGUGAAGAUUGUAGCCAGGAAAUCCAUAAUCUGCAGCUCUACCUCUCCACUCCAGUCUCCCUCCUGCUAUACUUCUACUAGGCAAGAAAAUGAAGGAAACUAUAGUUCUAUAUCCAGCUCCUGAGAUAGGCCAUCUUAUGUCCAUGGUGGAGCUAGGCAAACAAAUCCUCCGCCACCACAAUCACAUCUCCCUCGCAGUUCUCCUCGCAACCGGACCUUACGACAACCCCGCCACCACUUCGUACAUCAACCAUGUCUCUCAAACCAACCCUUCCAUCUCUUUCCACCAAUUCCCCCCACUCUCCACACCUCUAGACACAUCUCCCACUCGGAGCCAAGAAGCUAUCUUCUUCGAAUUCCUCCGCCUUAGUGACCCAAACGUCCUCCAGGCGCUGAAAUACAUUUCCCUAACUUCCACUAUCCGAUCUUUCGUCAUUGACCUUUUCUGCACCUCUGCCUUUCAUAUCGGCUCUGAUCUCAAUAUUCCCACUUACUACUUCUUCACUUCUGGUGMUGCCAUCCUUGCAUAUUUCCUCUAUCUCCCCACAAUUCACACUCAGACAACCCMAAGCUUGAAAAACCUCACUACUACUUACCUCCAUUUUCCAGGCCUACCGCCUAUCCUUGGCUCUCAAAUGGUGGAAAUCGUUCUGGAACGCACCGACCCGGCCUAUGAUGACWUUAUGUACUUCACUGCCCAUCUCCCUAAAUCAAAAGGAAUAAUUGUUAACACCUUUGAGUCUCUAGAGACAAUAGCAAUCAAAGUUAUAUCUGAUGGGGUCUGCCUACCUGAUGCUCCAAUCCCGCCUGUUCACUAUGUUGGGCCAUUAAUCGCUGAUGCCAAUGAAAGAAGAGGUGACGUGCCGUGGAUUAAUUGCUUGUCAUGGCUUGAUGCUCAGCCUAGUCGAAGCGUAGUGUUCUUGUGUUUCGGCAGUCGUGGUACCUUCUCUGUGGCACAGUUGAAAGAGAUAGCUCAUGGGUUGGAGAAGAGUGGGCAGAGRUUCUUAUGGGUGGUGAAGCCUCCUCCACCUAUUCAAGGGGACAAGGGAUUGAGAUUCGCAGUACAAAGCGAUCUCGAUUUGGAGGCUCUACUUCCUGAAGGGUUCUUGAAUCGGACCAAAGACAGGGGCCUGGUGGUCAAGUCAUGGGCUCCCCAGCAAGAGAUCUUGAGUCGAGAAUCGGUUGGUGGGUUCGUGACUCACUGUGGCUGGAAUUCGGUGUUGGAAGCCGUAUGUGCAGGGGUGCCAAUGGUGGCUUGGCCGCUCUAUGCGGAGCAGUUUAUGAACAGGACUGUACUGGUAGAGCAGAUGAAGUUGGUGAUGCCUUUGGAUCAAGCUGAGGAUGGUUUUGUGAGUGCAGCCGAGGUUGAAAAACGAGUGAGGGCGUUGAUGGAGUCGGAAGAUGGGAGAGUGCUUAGAGAACGUAGUCAGGAGAUGAAAGAGGCUGCAAAGGCUGCGUGGGCUGAGGGAGGUUCGUCUGUUGCGGCGUUUAAUAAACUCGUCGAGUCAUGGAAGUGACGGAGAGGACGACUCUUUCAUCAGAUCCGUGCACUAUAGGAGACCACCUUGUUCUGUUUUCAUAUUUUCUGAUAUUAACUCAUUGCGUUAGAAGUUAGAACUAGGAUAAGGAUAAAUAGGACGAUGUUAUGGUGAGAAAAAGAGGCGAUGCAACUAAGGAAGAUUGGAGAAAACACUAUUAAUUAAUGGAGCUUACUCGUGGGGUUGGAGACUGUGUGAAAAGSAAAAAAAAGAGUUCACAUCCUCUGCAUCGAGGUUGCAGAAAAAAAUCUGCAACCUCGAAUAACAAUCCACCACGUCACGUGUUGUAACGGAGGGGUGGAAAGGUCAUAGUUAACGGCYUUUUUGGCCUAAAAUAAAUAAUUUAUUAU
This is a messenger RNA of Nelumbo nucifera (sacred lotus), 1991 nucleotides long. Lineage: Eukaryota; Viridiplantae; Streptophyta; Magnoliopsida; Proteales; Nelumbonaceae. The record is from RefSeq and is a predicted model, not a curated record.